Vitis riparia (riverbank grape) is the source of this 1453-nucleotide messenger RNA. RefSeq names its product probable enoyl-CoA hydratase 1, peroxisomal. The transcript is spliced from 3 exons. The record is from RefSeq and is a predicted model, not a curated record. Lineage: Eukaryota; Viridiplantae; Streptophyta; Magnoliopsida; Vitales; Vitaceae. Bases 202 to 924 code for a protein of 240 amino acids. Gene Ontology annotation, cellular component: peroxisome.
UGCUGAGUAAUGACACUGGCUUUGCUCAUUUCUAUACAGAUAUAGCGAUCACGAAAUGGAGAAGAGUCAGUUACAGACGCUGUUGCGAAACGACGUCGUCCUUAUCCUCUCACACACUCCAACGCGCUAUCACAAUCCCCCACCUCAAGCCACCCCUCCCACCUCCCUCACCCCUACACCGAUCUUACUUUCCAAACCCUAAUGGCUCCAUCCUCAUCUUCCGAAGAGCUGAUACUCGUGAAUCGUGAGCCGAGCGGCGUCGCCUUCGUGACGAUCAAUCGGCCGCAGCUGCUGAACUCGCUGACCAGGCCGAUGAUGGUCGAUCUGGCGCGGGCGUUCAAGAGCCUCGACGCCGACGAUUCGGUUCGGGUCAUUGUGAUCACUGGAUCGGGUCGGGCGUUCUGUUCCGGCGUGGAUCUCACGGCGGCGGAGGAAGUGUUCAAAGGCGAUGUGAAGGACGUGGAGAUCGAUCCGGUGGUGCAGAUGGAGCGGUGCCGGAAACCGAUUGUUGGCGCCAUCGGAGGGUUUGCGGUUACUGCUGGAUUCGAAAUUGCUCUCGCUUGUGAUAUCUUGGUUGCUGUUAAAGGAACCAAGUUCAUCGACACUCAUGCUAGGUUUGGGAUAUUUCCUUCAUGGGGUCUCUCGCAGAAGCUCUCACGGAUUAUAGGAGCCAACAGAGCUCGUGAAGUGUCUUUAACAGCUAUGCCUGUGACUGCAGAACAAGCUGAGAGGUGGGGAUUUGUGAACCAUGUUGUUGAAGGAAGUGAACUCUUGAAGAAAGCUCGAGAAGUUGCAGAGGCCAUUAUGAAAAAUAAUCAAGAUUUGGUGAUGAGGUACAAGUCAGUUAUAAACGAUGGCCUCAAACUGGACUUGGGUCAUGCUCUUGCUCUAGAAAAGUGUCAUCAGGAACUGGGCAAACCAUAGAUCAUGGAUCUUAUCAACAGGAAUGGUAGUUUGGCUCUUGAUGGUCACAUCUGCUAUUGGGGCUCCAUGACUCCACAGAGAAUGGGAAAAAGAGAGGAUUUGGAUGGUUAAAAUUUAAAUAACUUUGUUUUGGUUUGGGGAGAGAGAGGUGGGGCGGGUGGUGUGAAGGAGAGGAAAAAUGUGUUUACAGGUAUUUACUGAAAAAUUCUAUAUGAGAAGCAUGUUCAUUCACAAUUGGUUGCUACUCUAUAUGAGUGGUUAUUGCUACUAGUAACCAUGGUCUUAUAUUUCUAUGAGGAGGACAAUAUCUCCAUUGAGAUUUCCCUUCUCUACAGUUGCCCAGAUCUUCUCUCUCUGAUCCUUAUCCAGGUGGAGAUUUCUAAAUCCUUAGAAACUUCAUGGGAGAGAAGUCUGGUGGAAUUGUCACUUUUAAUGUCUAAAUAGAUUGUUGUUGAUUGUUGCAUAGAAUUUAUUAAGUUAAAUCUUGUGCUAUUAUGGUUAUAUAUAUUUGCUUAACAGCAUAAAUUUU